AAUAGAAUUCAGAGUGAGGAUCAAAUCCAAGUAAGAUCUCUUGCCCCUUUUCUCUUUCCUUUGAAAUUGUAUUUCCGUGGUAGUUUUUUAUGCAAUGAGAGCCAAUGGUUAGCUAACUUAACUUGUUUAUUGCUAUGUGUGUAUCAUUUCAUGAGUAAAGAGCUUUUGCUUGUAAUUUUUCACCUAUAGAGACAUUGCCCAGAUAGUGAUUUCUUAAGGUAGACAAAAAUGGCUUCUGGGUUGGAACCAGUAGAGGUUAACUCACAAAAACAUGACCCGGCAUGGAAACAUUGUCAAAUGUUUAAGAAUGGGGAUAGGGUUCAGCUCAAGUGUGUGUAUUGUGGAAAACUUUUUAAGGGUGGUGGAAUUCAUAGGAUUAAAGAACAUCUUGCUGGACAGAAGGGUAAUGCGUCUAGUUGUUUAAGAGUUCUACCCGAUGUUCGCCUUUUGAUGCAAGAGAGUCUAAAUGGGGUUGUAAUGAAGAGGAGAAAGAAGCAAAAACUUGCAGAGGAGAUAUCUAAUUUUAAUGUGGGUACGAAUGAGGUGGAGCCCUUUAUUAAUCAGUGUGGUUUGAAUACUGAAGUAGAGUUGCUUCCAGUUCCCGAUACACUAGAGCAAAAUUCAAAUUUGUUAGUGAACAGAGAAGAAGGAACAAGUAACAAAACUGGAGGUCGAAAGAAGAAAGGAAGAGCCAGAAAAGGAUCUGGUUCCACAAAUCCUAGUGCUGCUGCUGUAAAUAGUAAUAUGGCAGUAGUAGCUUCAAAAAAGGCAAACAAUCAAGUUCUUAUGGCAAUAGGAAGGUUUUUCUAUGAUGCUGGGGUGCCUUUAGAUGCAGUAAACUCUGUUCAUUUCCAAUCGAUGGUUGAUACGAUAGCUUCCCACGGAGUAGGGGUUGUAGCUCCCUCAUAUCAUGAUCUUCGGAGCUGGAUUUUGAAAAAUUCAGUUGAGGAAGUAAGGCAGGAGGUUGAUCAAGGCAUGGGGACAUGGAGCAAAAGUGGUUGUACUGUGUUGGUUGAUGAACAGAUUUCUGAAAAGGGUAGGACAUUGACAAAUUUUUUGGUGUAUUGCCCAGAAGGACCAAUGUUUUUGCGGUCUGUAGAUAUAUCGGACAUUACAAAUUCCAUCGAUGAUCUUUAUGAAUUGCUUAAGGAGAUUGUAGAAGAAGUUGGUGUAAGAAAUGUGCUGCAAGUGAUUACUAAUAAUGAAGAGCGAUAUAUUGUUGCUGGUAAAAGGCUGACUGAUAUUUUCCCUACUGUUUUUUGGACUCCUUGUGCAGCUCGUUGCAUAGAUUUGAUGCUCGAUGAUUUUAGAAAACUUGGGUGGAUAACUGCAAUACUCAAACAAGCUAGAUCUGUCUCCAGAUUCAUCUAUAAUCACAGUAUUGUUUUGAAUAUGAUGAGAAGGUAUACCUAUGGAGUUGAUUUGAUUGAUUUGGGAGUAACACACAUUGUGACUGAUUUUACCACAUUGAAACGAAUGGUGAGCACCAAACACAAUUUACAAUCCAUGGUUACUUCAGAGGAGUGGAUGGAGAGCCCAUAUUCAAAAAAACCAGAGGGACUUGCAAUGUUAGAUCACAUCAGUAGUCAGUCAUUUUGGUCCAUGUGCACUUUAAUUACCCGUUUAACAGAUCCACUAUUGCGACUUUUGAGAAUAGUUCGUAGUGAGAAGAGGCCUGCAAUGGGAUAUGUUUAUGGAGGAAUAUGUCGAGCAAAAGAGACAAUUAAGAAAGAACUUGUUAAUAAGAAGGAUUAUAUGGUUUAUUGGAAUAUUAUAGAUCACAGAUGGGAACCACUUCAACGCCAUCCUCUUCAUGCUGCAGGUUUCUACCUCAAUCCCAAGUUCUUUUACAAUACAGAAGGAGAUGUACAUCUCCACAUCCGAUCAUUGGUUUAUGAUUGUGUUGAAAAAUUGGUUCCUGACCCAAAAAUCCAAGAUAAAAUUGUGAAAGAGACAACCUCAUACCAUAAUGCUGCUGGAGAUUUUGGGCGGAAGAUGGCAAGAAGGGCUAUAGACACUUUACUUCCUGCUGAGUGGUGGGCAACAUAUGGAGGGGGUUGCCCAAGUUUGGCUCGCUUGGCCAUCCGCAUUCUCAGUCAAACUUGCAGUUUGAUCGGCUGUAAACCAAGUCAAAUUCCUGUUGAACAGAUAAAUGAAACAAAAAAUUGCUUAGAGCAUCAAAGGCUCAAUGACCUUGUUUUCGUCCAGUACAACCUGCGAUUGAGGCAAAUGUUCCGGAAGAACAAAGAACAGGAUGCAGUCGAUCCCAUUUCAUACAACAACAUCAAUAUUGUUGAGGACUGGGUUACGGAGGAGUUAUGCUCAGAGGACUAUGGUAGCUCAGAUUGGAUGUCAGUUGACCCCCCUUUGGGCAACAUAACGCUUUUAGGACCACAAAUUGAUGAUAUUGAAGCCCUGGGUGCAAGUUUUGAUGAUUAUGAAAUCUUUGACAGCGUGAAAGACAGUGAAGACGAAAAUGGUGAAGAUAAUGUAGUAAGCCAGUAGAAUGUAUCCCAGAAAUGUGCUCCUUCCUUUUUCUUCCCCUUUUCUUUUGAGAAAUAUGUCGCAUGUCUACUUAUCUCUUGUUUUAGUCGAGCUGAGGAAAAUAUUGUAAGAUGUUUGUGAAAUGUCAGGGGUUACUCUGUGUGGGUGACUGGGAGUGGAUUUGUUGUAGUUAAGUCAAUAUUUGUCUGUUUUACAACCAAACGAAGCAUUUAUCUGAAUGUUGUAUCAAGUAAUGUUAAGAUUGUGAAAAGGAGACUAACUACAAAGAGGCUG
Ilex paraguariensis (yerba mate) is the source of this 2778-nucleotide messenger RNA. The record is from the annotation of a GenBank genome assembly. Lineage: Eukaryota; Viridiplantae; Streptophyta; Magnoliopsida; Aquifoliales; Aquifoliaceae.